AUGGACGCCCUCAGGUUCUCCAAGCGGCAGUCGCAGGGCGAAGCCCGCGACUCCAGCACGGAGACGGCAUCACUCUCUGGCAUGGUCUCAACUUUCGUGCCAGUCAUAAUCACUGCCACCGUGCUCUUCACCAUCUUCCUUAUUCUGCGCAGGAGCAAGCGCCGCUUCUACGCGCCCCGAACCUAUCUAGGCAGCCUGCGUGAGCAGGAACGUACGCCCGCCCUGCCCAACGGUCUUUUCAACUGGAUCGGCGCCUUCUGGAAGAUUCCCGACAUCGUCGCCCUUCAGUCCCAGUCUCUUGAUGCCUACCUCUUCCUCCGCUUCCUGCGCAUUUGCGCUACCAUCUGCCUCGUUGGUCUCCUUAUGACAUGGCCCGUCCUGUUCCCCGUCAACGCGACAGGCGGCGGCGGCCAGAAGGAACUCAAUAUCUUGAGCAUGUCAAACAUUGACAUCACCAAGUCUUCAAACAAGAACCGCCUCUACGCGCACGCGUUCAUCGGCGCCCUCUUCUACGGUUUCGUUAUGUACACCAUCUUCCGCGAGUGCAUCUUCUACAUCAACCUGCGCCAAGCUUUCUUGCUGUCGCCCACCUACGCCAAGCGCAUUUCCUCGCGCACCGUCCUGUUCACCUCUGUGCCUGCCGCCUACCUCGAAGAAAGCAAGCUGCGCAAGCUGUUCAGCGAUUCGGUGAAGAAUCUCUGGAUCGCUGGCACCACGAAGGACCUUGACGAGCUCGUCGAGGAGCGUGACAAGGUUGCCAUGAAGCUCGAGGGCGCCGAGGUCAAGCUCAUCAAGGCCGUCAACAAGGAGCGCCUCAAGGCCAUCAAGAAUGGCGCUUCUGCCGAGAAGCCUGCUCCCUCCAACGACGCCGAGCCUGGUCAGGUCGCCGCUCGCUGGAUUCCUCAGAAGAGCCGCCCUACCCACCGCCUGGGCAAAUUCGGUCUCUACGGCAAGAAGGUUGACUCGAUCGAUUGGGCUCGCGCUGAGCUCCAGAGGCUCAUUCCCCAGGUCGACACUGCUCAGGCCGAGUACCGUGCCGGCAAUUAUGCCAAGAACGGUGCCGUUUUUGUCGAGUUCUACACUCAGUCUGACGCCCAGGCUGCCUUCCAGGUCCUCACCCACCACCACGCUCUCCAUAUGAGCCCCAGGUACAUCGGUAUCACCCCGGGCGAGGUCGUUUGGAAGUCUCUGUCCAUCCCGUGGUGGCAGAAGGUAGUCCGCAAAUACGCCGUCACCGCCUUUAUCACAGUUCUCAUUCUCUUCUGGGCCAUUCCUGUUGCUGGCGUUGCCAUGAUCUCUCAAGUCGACACCCUCAAGAAGGUCAGCUUCCUGACAUGGCUCGACAAGAUUCCCAAUAUCAUCUUGGGUCUAGUCGGUGGCCUGCUGCCCAGUGUUGCCAUGGCGAUCCUGAUGGCCUUGGUUCCCAUCAUCAUGCGUCUCUGCGCCAAGAUUGCUGGCGAGCCUUCUGCCUCGCGUGUUGAGCUCUUCACUCAGAACGCCUACUUCUGCUUCCAGCUCAUCCAGGUCUUCCUCAUCACCACGAUCUCUAGCUCGGCCGUGGCUGCUGCCCAGCAGAUCGUGGAUGAUCCUAGCUCAGUGUUCGACAUUCUUUCCGAGGCUCUGCCCCGUUCCUCCCAGUUCUACGUCUCGUACUUCAUCGUCCAGGGUCUGGGUAUCGCUGCUAGCGUCGUUUCCCAGGUGGUUGGCUUCAUCAUCUUCACCCUGAUCUACAAGUUCCUCACAAGCACCCCCCGAUCCAUGUACAACAAGUGGGCCCAGCUCAGCGCCAUCUCCUGGGGGUCUGUCAUGCCGGUCUACACCAACAUCGCGGUCAUUAGCAUCGCUUACGCUGUGAUUGCGCCCAUCAUGCUUUUCUGGUCGACAAUCGGUAUUGGCUGCUUCUACAUGGCGUACCGCUACAACAUCUUGUUCGUUACGGAUACGAACAUUGACACGAGAGGCUUGAUCUACCCUCGUGCGCUCAAGCAGCUCACCUGCGGCGUCUACCUUGCGGAAAUUUGCAUGAUUGGCAUGUUCUCCGUGAAGAAGGCUCCCGGUCCUGUCGUCAUUGCCGUUGUCCUGCUCGUUCUCACGAUUCUGGGCCACAUCACCUUCGCCAGUGCCCUCAACCCCCUGCUCUACAGCCUCCCCCGUACGCUGCAGGUCGAGGAGGAGCUUCUCCUGACCGGCGACGUCGAAGCUGCGGCUGCCGGAACCAACGGCGAGGGCGCUGCUGGCACACAGUCCAAGGCUGCCAUUUUCAAGAAGGUCCUUCCUGGCAACGGCGACAACGUUGUCGAGAAGCGCGGCAACAUCAUCACACGCUGGCUCAAGCCGUGGAUCUUCGCCGACUACCACACCCUCCGUGCGCUGGUGCCCCACGACCUUGUCGAUGUCGACCAGCUGUAUUCUGAGCAGGUGGAGAAGGACGCCUACUUCCCUCCCUCUGUCACCAGCGCGACUCCUCUGUUGUGGAUCCCCGAGGACAAGGCUGGUGUCUCUCGUGAUGAGAUCAUCCAGACGAGCAAGGUCAUAGGCAUCACCGACGAGGGGUGCACGCUGGACGACAAGAACAAGCUUCAGUGGGACGCCGAGGGCGCACGACCACCCAUUUGGGACGAGAAGAUUUAUUAUUAG
Molecule: messenger RNA, 2637 nt
Organism: Verticillium nonalfalfae
Lineage: Eukaryota; Fungi; Ascomycota; Sordariomycetes; Glomerellales; Plectosphaerellaceae
Exons: 3
Coding region: 1-2637 (878 amino acids)
Cellular component (GO): plasma membrane
Molecular function (GO): calcium-activated cation channel activity
Source: RefSeq, a predicted model, not a curated record